Messenger RNA from Cyprinodon tularosa, 989 nucleotides. Its product is annotated as phospholipase A and acyltransferase 4-like. The transcript is spliced from 4 exons. The coding region runs from base 98 to 634 and encodes 178 amino acids. Gene Ontology annotation, cellular component: cytoplasm. Gene Ontology annotation, biological process: N-acylphosphatidylethanolamine metabolic process. Lineage: Eukaryota; Metazoa; Chordata; Actinopteri; Cyprinodontiformes; Cyprinodontidae. Gene Ontology annotation, molecular function: A2-type glycerophospholipase activity; glycerophospholipid phospholipase A1 activity. The record is from RefSeq and is a predicted model, not a curated record.
UUAAACCAAAUCAAAGACUUCUAUUCAACAGGAGCAGUGAGAUCUCCCAGAUUGUUUGAUAAAAUAUAGAAAAGCCUCAAGAUUACUUAUUUCAAUAAUGAAUAGUGAAUUUGAACAUUUCAUUUUUUCAUAUCCUCUUACAGAAGCAUCAGUAAAGGAUCCGAUGACUGGCAUGAACGGAAACGAACCGAAGCCUGGAGACCUGAUUGAGAUCUUCCGUAACGUCUAUGAGCACUGGGCCGUGUACGUUGGUCAGGGCUUUGUUGUUCAUCUUCUGGGACCAGAUGGAACUCUUUCCUCCAGCAACAUCAACCUUCCCAUCGGGAAGAACAACGUACUGAAACAGAAGCUGCUGGAGGUGGUGAGCACUGACUGCUGGACAAUCAACAACCUGCUGGACCAUGAGAAGCGACCCCGCCCUGCAGAGGUCAUAGUGAGCGAGGCAAACAAACUUGUGGGCACAACUCGACCAUACAAUGUCUUGGACUACAACUGUGAACAUUUUGCAACUGAGCUGCGUUACGGAAACGCUGAGUCACAGCAGGUAGGACCGACUACAGGGGAAACCAAGGCAGGAUACUGGAGGAAGAUAGAGUUUGGUUUGUUAGAGAUCAGAGUUAGUCUGAGAAAUUAAAAAACUGCUCCCUGGAGAAAGUAGAAAAAAGAGUGAACCCCAGAGCAGCUGGAGCCAACAUCAGCGUGUGAGUGUGAAUGUGUGAAUGACUGAAAGUAGUGUAAAGCGCUUUGGUCAAGUCUUCUGACUUGAAAAAGCACCAUAUAAGUACAACCAUAUCGGCUGAGACAGAUAUUAUUUGAUGAGAGUCUAUACACCCUUCAAUUAAACUUUGGAUUUUCUUUUAUCGUUUAGUUUUGCUUUCAUUUCUUGAUACCUUUUAUGUUGUUGAACACUUUUAAACCUUGUGUAAUUUUCUACCAUUUUCCAACCAUGUAACAGGAUGUGAAAUGUUUAUUCUGCAUCCAUCAAACCU